This is a messenger RNA of Psammomys obesus (fat sand rat), 2912 nucleotides long. It is a transcript of the gene Rskr, whose product is annotated as ribosomal protein S6 kinase related. Bases 166 to 1494 code for a protein of 442 amino acids. Gene Ontology annotation, biological process: protein phosphorylation. Lineage: Eukaryota; Metazoa; Chordata; Mammalia; Rodentia; Muridae. The transcript is spliced from 12 exons. Gene Ontology annotation, molecular function: ATP binding; protein kinase activity. The record is from RefSeq and is a predicted model, not a curated record.
UAAUUGUACUAAGAGCGAUCAACUUGUGUGUGCCCUUCCCUCCUCAGUAACCUCACACAUUUUCACCUGCCACUAUGAAGACUGUGGCCUCUCUUCUCUGCUUUCAAGUUCUGUCACAGAUAGUUCCUACCCUGGGUAUGAUGUGGUCCUAAAGCUGAUGGGCCUAUGUACACUGGAAGAGGCGGGGCUCAUGGGUCAUGCAGCAUCAGAGGGAGGGAUUGCUUAUGUAACUGGGACAGCAGAUUUAGCAGAAGGAAAGGAGGACUGGGGAUGGGAGCAGUGAGCUGUCGUCAGGGGCAACACAACCGGGUGUCUGCUCCUCAAAAGCAGGGUGGCAACAGCCAGGGACCCUGGGCGCAAGGCUGGAAGAGCCUCUGGUGUGGUAUGGGGACCAUCAGGUCAGGUCUGGAAGAACUAUGGAAACUACAGAGGCAUCAGUGCCUACGUCAGGAACCACUCCAGCCAGACCCUCUGCUGCUGGAGAAGCCUCUGUCUGAGUGGCCAGUGCCUCAGUUCAUCAGCCUCUUUCUGCCAGAGUUUCCCAUGAGGCCUGUUAGGGGGCAGCAGGAGCUGAAGAUUUUAGGUCUUGUGGCUAAAGGUUCUUUUGGAACUGUCCUGAAAGUGCUAGAUUGUACCCAAAAGGCUGUAUUUGCAGUGAAGGUGGUGCCCAAAGUAAAAGUCCUACAGCAGGAUACUCUGAGGCAGUGCAAAGAGGAGGUUAACAUUCAGCGGCAGAUCAACCAUCCUUUUGUACACAGCUUGGGGGACAGCUGGCAGGGGAAACGACACCUCUUCAUUAUGUGUAGCUACUGCAGCAUGGAUCUCUACUCCCUGUGGUCUGCUGUUGGCUGUUUUCCAGAGGCUUCUCUCCGUCUGUUUGCAGCUGAACUGGUCCUGGUGCUGUGCUACCUCCAUGACUUGGGCAUCAUCCACCGGGACGUAAAGAUGGAGAAUAUCCUUCUAGAUGAACGAGGCCAUCUGAAACUGACAGACUUCGGUCUGUCUCGCCGCCUAUCCCAGGGAGCACGAGCCUAUACUAUCUGUGGCACUCUCCAGUACAUGGCCCCAGAGGUCCUGAGUGGUGGGCCUUACAACCACACUGCUGACUGGUGGUCCCUAGGAGUACUGCUUUUCUCUCUGGCAGCUGGUAAGUUCCCAGUGGCUGCAGAAAGAGAUCAUCUGGCCAUGUUGGCAAGUGUGACCCGCUGCGAAUCUGAGAUUCCAGCUUCUGUUAAUCAGGAGCUCUCACUCCUGCUCCAGGAGCUCUUAUGCCAGAACCCUCUGCAACGUCUACGAUAUCUGCAUCAAUUCCAGGUCCACCCCUUCUUUCGAGGUGUGACCUUUGACCCUGAGCUCCUACAGAAGCUGCCAGUGAACUUUGUCGUGGAGAUGCAAGCUACCUGGCCCAGUCCAUUGGAAUCCAUGCCCUUCAGGGACUUUGACUAUGAUCUGGAGUCCUUGGUCCAUUCCAUCUCUGCAGAUUCUGUACUGUAGCUGUGUGCCCAGCUGGAAACUACCACCAUAGUAUGCCCACUAUGAUGGCCUAGUUUUUACUUUGUUGUUCCUUGCUGUUCUCUAUUGUAGGUAUUGGCCAGAGUUUAAAUCUUUGGCAUUUUGCAACUGAUAGCCAAAACUGCCUCUAAUGCUUUCCUAUCAUACAGCUACCUCUUAGUCGCAGGUCAAGGCAGUGAGUGACCUUCUUUACUUCACUUCUCUAGUACUUUCACUUACACUGCCAAACAAAGGCUUCUUGAGCCUUCCUGUAUCCAUGUUUUUCUACCAUACUUCCUUUCUUGGGCAAUAAUGACAGUCUGUGGGCUUCCAAGGUGCUAUUUAUAUGUUUAACAAGCUGGUAGAGGCUGGAUGGUGUUGGCUGUGCAUGUCUCUAAUCCCAGUGCUGGGGAGACAGAGGCAGGCAGAUCUCUGUGAGUUUGAGGUCAGCCUUAUCUACAGAGUGAGUUCCAGGACAGCCAGGGCUACACAAACCCUGCCUCAAAAAAACAAAAACCAAAACAAAAUACCAAGCUAGUCAGAAGCAAUGUGAAUGUUUUUUAAAGGUUGCAAAAACUGUCAUUUCAACAGCUGAAUAAAUAUCCCAGCAUUUGAGAGGCAGGAAGAUCUCUUGUGAGUUCAAGGCCAUCCAAGCUGCAAAGUAAGCCUCACAGCAGCCAAGCCUGCAUAGUGAGACCCUUCCUUCUUUUCUUUCUUUCUUUCUUUUUUCUUUCUUUCUUUUUUUUUUUUUUUUUUUUUUUUGGUUUUUUAAGACAGGGUUUCUAUUUAUAGCCCUGGCUGUCCUGAACUUGCUCUGUAGACCAGGCUGGGCCUCAAACUCAGAGAUCCGCCUGCCUCUGUCUCCCUGUGUGAGUGCUGGGAUUUAAGGCAGUGCCACCACAUCUGGCUGAGACACUGUUUCAAAAAAAAAAAAGGAGUUGGAGAGAUGGCUCAAUGGUUAAAAAUGAUCAUUGCUGACAAAGGGCUUAGAUUGGGAUUUUAGCACCCACAGUGGCACCUCACAAGUGCCUAUACAUCCAGCUCCAGGGAGAUCCCACAGUCUGGCUUCCUCAGAUAUGCAUACCCACAUAUGUAUCCACAUAGAUACAUGUAAAAAUAGUUUAAUUUUAAUGCCAGACGUGAUGACACCUGCCUUUAGUUCCAGCACCACCAGCGAGGCAGGUGGGUCUUUGUGACCUUAGACUGGUCUACAUAGUGAGUUUCAGGCCAGCCAAUGCUACAUACUGAAAUCCUGUCUCAAAGAAAAUGACAGAGCAAAAUGGCCCAGCAGGUAAAGGGACUUGCCAUGAAGCCCGAGGACAUGAGUUUGAUUCCCCAAGACUCACAUGGGGAAGGAGAGAUUGACUCCCACAACAUGUAUGCAGUUUCCCCAACUAAAUAAAGAAAUGUAAUUAAGAAAG